AUGAGUGUUAACCCUCAUCUAUUCAUGCUUUCAAGAGCAAUGAGAUCAAGAACAAUGACUCCUAUGACAGUCUCCCUUGGUCUUCGUGGAGGUGGUGGCCAUUUCCAUAAACCCGAUCCUAAGGUCUGGAAAGAGUACCAACACACCAGAGUAGUAGCACUUGAAGAUAUCAACACUGUUCUCUAUCAUGAUUAUGCCCCUGAGUAUUACGUUCACUUGCAUUCUCUAUGGGUACCAACUGGCAAGCAAGGUUGGGCUCUCAUCUGGAUCUACUUUUUCAUGAUACUCUGCCCAGCUUGGUAUGUUGCAAUUAAAUUCCAGCAAAAGGCUGAAUCUCAUCUUUUCCCUUCAGUAAGGCCAGGCAAAGAUCAUGCUCAUAUGGCUCCUUCCAUCAUUAAUCACUUGAAGGAAAACAAUUAUGAGAACAAGCAGGAUGCUCUCGGCAGAAGAACUGCUUAGUUCUAUAAAAAUCCAAUCAGAUAAAUGCAAGAUAUGGAGUAUAAGCCUAACGUUGUCAGAAGACUUGAAUCCCAUGGCUUUAAGUUUUGA
This is a messenger RNA of Stylonychia lemnae, 549 nucleotides long. The record is from the annotation of a GenBank genome assembly. Lineage: Eukaryota; Ciliophora; Spirotrichea; Sporadotrichida; Oxytrichidae.